AUGCCUGAUGACUCGAGCUCAUCCACCGAUCGGGAUCUGCUCUCGCGCCUCAAUGCGCUGAGAAAGUCGACCGUUACUCUCGACCAGACGAACUAUCAGGCACCCCUGCCGCGUCGUAUUCCCGCAUCACUCGACGCCGCUCCAGCCCGCGCUCUCCACUCCGACCUACUGGCACGAUGGAAAUCCCUAGGAGGCACUCCCUCUGCGAGCGAAGGCCACGAAUCUGAGACACUCCCAACCAAGGCCGAGGAAGAAAAGACGCUCGACGAGUUGCUGGAAGAUUUAGGGCCGUCGGAGACUUGGGAGGUCGGAAAAAGUGAAGAAGAUCAGGUCGCGGAGCUAUUGCGGUCGGCACAGUCGGUGCUUGCCGAUACGUCGCAGGAGCAGGAAUUGAGAGGAGACACCGCAGACGGACAUGCGGCAGACCAUACUCCUGAAGCCAGGCUCCCUACCAUUGAUGUAUCGGUCUUCCAACCGGAGCAUGAGGUGGCAUCGGAUGGGGAUGACGCUCCAAGAGAAAUCGGCUGGAAGUCGAAAGACACACUUGACCAGGAAGCCGACGAACUACUGCAGAGAAUCCUCGAUGAAGUGAAGCUUGAGCCCCCGGAGGUUCUCGAUGAAGAUAAGGAUCAGUCAGGGUCUGGCGAUGACGUUCUCCCGUCAGGUCCCGAUCUGUCGAGGUCUACCGCGGAGCCAUCAUCUUCUGCUCUGGAUCUCCCUGCUACACCAACUAAAUUGCCGGAAACUGUUGACCCCGAGAGCAAGUUGAACGUAGACGACGACUUGGCCACUCGCUUCGCCGGACUUGCCCUGCCCUCUGUCCCAACUACUAUACAAUCUUCCAAGUCCACAAAGACGAGCACAAAGACGGGUGUAGGUUAUGCUGAUGAAGAAAUCGAGACUUGGUGCAUCAUAUGCAACGACGACGCCACGCUACGGUGUAUUGGGUGUGACGGAGAUCUCUACUGCACGAACUGCUGGAUGGAAGGGCACAGAGGCGAGGAUGCUGGACUUGAGGAGCGAGGCCACAAAGCAGUGCAGUUUGUGAAGGGGGGCGGGAAAAGGAAACCCCCCAAGAGAAGGGUCAUGAUGGGGGCUGGGGCCUGA
Messenger RNA from Capronia epimyces CBS 606.96, 1107 nucleotides. RefSeq lists its product as uncharacterized. NCBI's taxonomy places the organism in Eukaryota, Fungi, Ascomycota, Eurotiomycetes, Chaetothyriales, Herpotrichiellaceae. The record is from RefSeq and is a predicted model, not a curated record. The transcript is spliced from 2 exons. Bases 1 to 1107 code for a protein of 368 amino acids.